Molecule: messenger RNA, 1937 nt
Organism: Momordica charantia (bitter melon)
Lineage: Eukaryota; Viridiplantae; Streptophyta; Magnoliopsida; Cucurbitales; Cucurbitaceae
Source: RefSeq, a predicted model, not a curated record
UGAGCUGUUGUGGUUGGAUUUGGGAGAGAUUUGAAGAGUGAGAAGAACAAGGGAGAGAAAGAGGUAAUAGAAAAAUUAGAGAGAGAGAGUAGUAGUGGAUUUUCAUUCAUACCGCUCCACUUUACCAUUUUCUUUUGAGCUCCUCGUCCCUCAUUGAAGAGAAAUUAAAUCUCUUUCUCAGGAUAAGUAAGGUGGGUUGCUCAAAUAAAGUUAGAGAUUAAAGAGAAAAAGUUAAGGAUCGAAAGAAAAAGCUCAACAAAUGUUUAAUUGUUUCUUUAUGUUACCACCUGACUAUGCUUGGUGUACUCUCUCUAUUGUCUUUUCUGCUAUAGUUGGGAGUUAGUAAGGAAGUAGUUCAUCUACUCCCUUGUGUUUUCUUGAAAGCUUUUACUUCCUCUUCUCCUCUUUGUCUAUUUAUUCGUUAUGUAUUCUUUCUCUAAAACAUUUGAAUACAAUCACAAAGUGUUAAAAGAAAAACUCUCUGGCUUUCCAUCUUCUUGAAUAUUCAAACUCAAACUUAGUAUCAGAGCAUCAAUAUGGCUUACCCAAAUCCUAAACCCAAUCCCACAGAUGUUCCUGUCCAUGUUACCAAGCCCCAGGGAGUCAUAGAAGUGCGAUCUGGUACUAUCCCAGUUGGAAACCCACUCUUUGCAACCUUAUUGAAUCAAGCCUCAUAAGCUUGAGGGACACCACACUGGAAAAAGCCCAGCACCAGAAAUAUCCAUUGUUAUUUCUCCAACUGAAGAGGAACCUGAAGGCCUUCUGCUACCAAAUCCGGAAUAUGAUGUAUGGGAUGCUGCAAAUCAACUACUUGUUGGAUGGCUCUACAACUCAAUGACCCCAGAGGUUGCAUCCCAAGUCACAAAUUGUAACAUUGCUCAAGAACUUUGGACCGCCCUUCAGGACUUCUAUCGUGUUCAAGCCACCUCUCAAAAAGAUUUUAUCAAGAGCACGAUGCAAAAAACUCGAAAAGGGGGUAUGAAAAUGGCCUAUUAUCUAAGUUUAAUGAAAGGUUAUGCUGAUAGUUUGCAUUUGGCAGGUUAUCCAACGGAAAUGAAAGACCUCAUCUCUUGUGUCAUAGCUGGACUUAGAAGUACACGCCCAUUGUGGUUGUUAUAAAAAACAUGAAGCUGAAUUGGAAUGAAGUCCAAUCUCAACUGCUCACUUUCGAGAUGCAUCAGGCACAAUUUCAAGCCUUAAAAAAUGUGGUUCCAUCACUCAACCCUCUGCUAAUAUUGCUACUAAUAGCACACCAAUAAACAGCCUCACUCACAGACCAAGAACCACAAUAGCAACUUCAACAAGGGCUAUAGAGGAUUUGGCAAGGGGAGAAACUUUGGAAACUCUAAACCAAUCUUUCAGGUACGGUGUCUGGUAAGGUUGGUCAUACUGCAGCAGUUUGCUACUUCCGUUUUAAGAGAAAUUUUCAUCCUAAUCAGAAUUUCAGCAAGGGGGAAGUUCUUCCUAUUCAAAACAACAUUCUGGCAAUUCUUCAGCUAUGCUUGCUACUCCAGAAACUCUUCAUGACAAUGCUUGGUAUUUAGACAAUGGUGCUAGCAGUCAUUUGACAUCAGAUAUUGGCAAUCUAUCCAUCAAGACUGAUAUACAGGACAAGGUCACGGGGAAGGUUCUUCUGGAAGGAAUGCUUAAGGAUGGACUGUACCAGAUUCCUCAAUUCAAAGCCUCAUCUCAUGCUUUUGGUCAAGAAUAUCCAUGGAAACGGUUUGUUUUUGUUGCUUUUGUUUCUACGAUGACAAAGAAAAAUCAGGAUGAUGUGUUGUUAGUUACAUCUCCUGUUAGUCAUCACAUUUUGUAUCGCUUUAAGAAUGUAUGACUUAGUAGGCUUGGACAUCUGUCUCCUAGAAUUUUGAAUCAUAUCUUGACCUCUUGUAAUCUGAAAAACAGAAUAAAUGAGAAAUUAUCCUUUUGUGAAGCUA